AUGGACUCCAAGCAUCUACGCCCUCUGUCUACAGACCCCGAUGACGACUGGUCAGACAUCACUGAUAUGUCUCAGCGGCGGAGGCUUCAGAAUCGGGUAAAUCAGCAGGCAUCUCGACAGCGGAAGCUACAGCAUGAAGCCGCGGUUGGUAUCAAGCGGCGGGCUCGAGGUCGUCCUAGAGCUGCGUGCCAAACCAUAAAGACUCGUCUCUCUGAUCAACCAUCCGCGACACCCAACGGUAGCCAACUAAUGAUGCACUCUAGCAGUUACCAUAAUGUGAGAUCUGGGGCCUCACUAAACCGGGAAUCUGCCAAGUACCAUAAUCUUCUCGGCGAUCUCGCCGCCACAGUUCAUCAGGGUCUGGAGCACGGUGAUCCGGCAUCGGAUCUCCUCUUGAGCCUCACCAAGAUGAAUGUGUUGCGAGCUAUCAUGUCCAAUAUGUCUGCGCUGGGUAUAAGCUUCGACAUCAUACGCGAUGACCAUGCCGUUUCGUGCUUCAACAUCCCCGAACCAAGUUUGGGUAGCCAAAAUCUGCCCAUCAGCCUUCAACCAACUCAGCUGCAGACAUCUGUGGCACAUCAUCCCUGGACAGACCCAUUCCCUUUCCCGUCAUUACGCGAUGCUCUUAUACAGCACAACGGAGAAUUCGACGAGACUGAAUUCUGCAAUGAUGUCUUCGGGGUUAACGGAACAGAACCUGUUGGACUAAUUAUAUGGACUGAGCCAUGGGACCCAAAUGGUUGGGAGAUGACCGAGGUGUUGGCUCGCAAGUGGAAGUGGUUACUUCAAGGUUGCGUUGAACUGCAGGCGUCGACAACGUACUGGCGUUCUCUACGUGGAGAGCAUACACUUUUGGACAUUGACUAA
This is a messenger RNA of Pochonia chlamydosporia 170, 867 nucleotides long. RefSeq lists its product as hypothetical. Lineage: Eukaryota; Fungi; Ascomycota; Sordariomycetes; Hypocreales; Clavicipitaceae. The transcript has 2 exons. The coding region runs from base 1 to 867 and encodes 288 amino acids. The record is from RefSeq and is a predicted model, not a curated record.